GGGAGCGGCCGGAAUAGUGCCCCAUCGUUGGUGUCAGUGAGGGGAGGAAUAGUGCCCCAUCAUUGGUGUCAGUGGGGGAGGAAUAGUGCCUCAUUGUUGGUGUCAGUGGGGGGAGGAAUAGUGCCCCAUCGUUGGUGUCAGUGGAGGGAGGAAUAGUGCCCCAUUGUUGGUGUCAGUGGGGGGAGGAAUAGUGCCCCGUUGUUGGUGCCAGUGGGGGGGGAAUAG
Molecule: messenger RNA, 225 nt
Organism: Staurois parvus
Lineage: Eukaryota; Metazoa; Chordata; Amphibia; Anura; Ranidae
Source: the annotation of a GenBank genome assembly